AUGGAUACUUGUGAGAUUAAGUCACCAGAAGUUCCUCAACAAGGGACACCAACAGCAUGCACUACUUCAAUGAACAGAAAGAAACUUGGAAUUUACUUCAUUGAAUCUGAAGAUAGAAGAAUGGCUUUAGGACGUGGAUAUACAAGAGGUUCUACGCCUGUUAAUAUUCAUGGCAAAUCCAUUGUUGAUCUUUCUAAAACUGGUGGUUGGAUUGCUGCUUUCUUUAUAUUUGGAAAUGAAAUGGCAGAAAGAAUGGCUUAUUUUGGACUUUCUGUUAACAUGGUGGCUUUUAUGUUUUAUGUGAUGCAUAGACCUUUUGCAAGUUCAUCCAAUGCAGUCAACAAUUUCUUAGGAAUAUCACAAGCUUCUUCUGUUCUUGGUGGAUUUCUAGCUGAUGCAUAUCUUGGACGUUAUUGGACCAUAGCCAUCUUUACUACAAUCUAUCUCGCGGGUUUAACAGGAAUAACGAUAUGCGCAACAAUUAGCAUUUUUGUACCAAAUCAAGAAAACUGUGAUCAAUUGUCACUUCUAUUAGGAAACUGUGAGCCUGCAAAACCCUGGCAAAUGACAUACCUUUACACAGUUCUAUACAUUACAGCAUUCGGAGCUGCAGGUAUAAGGCCAUGUGUGUCAUCUUUUGGAGCAGACCAAUUUGAUGAAAGAAACGAGAACUACAAAUCACAUCUUGAUAGAUUUUUCAACUUGUUCUAUCUUUCUGUGACAAUUGGCGCAAUCAUAGCAUUCACCGCAGUUGUUUAUGUCCAAAUGAAAUAUGGUUGGGGUUCUGCUUUUGGUUCAUUGGCAAUAGCAAUGGGAGUAUCUAACAUGUUGUUCUUCAUUGGUACACCUUUGUAUAGACAUAGAUUACCGGGCGGAAGUCCUCUUACACGUGUCGCUCAAGUUCCUGGUAGGAAAUCCGCUAUAAAGGGUAGCCAGAAAAUCGCUCAUACCGAUGAUUUCAGGUUUCUUGACAAAGCAGCAUUACAAUUGAAACAAGAUGGCCCUAAUCCAACUCCAUGGAACCUUUGCACAGUCACACAAGUAGAAGAAGUGAAGAUCCUCAUAAAACUAAUCCCAAUUCCAGCUUGUUCCAUCAUGCUCAAUGUAAUCUUAACAGAAUUUCUAACUCUCUCAGUUCAACAAGCAUACACAUUAAACACUCACUUAGGCCAACUAAAACUCCCCGUUACGUGCAUGCCCGUUUUCCCGGGCCUAAGCGUCUUCCUAAUCUUGUCCCUCUAUUACCAAACCUUUGUACCUGUUUUUAAACUCAUCACUGGCCAUCCACACGGCGCAUCACAGCUUCAACGAAUAGGUAUCGGUUUAGCCGUUUCAAUUCUCUCGGUUGCUUGGGCCGCAAUCUUCGAGAAAUAUAGACGAAACUACGCAAUUCAAAACGGUUUUGAAGCUAGUUUCUUAACUCCAAUGCCAAAUUUAAGUGCUUAUUGGUUAUUAAUCCAAUAUUGCUUAAUUGGCGUGGCUGAAGUUUUCUGCAUUGUUGGCUUGUUGGAGUUUCUAUAUGAAGAAGCACCUGAUGCUAUGAAGAGUAUUGGUUCUGCUUAUGCAGCUUUAGCUGGCGGUUUAGGUUUGAGCUUGAUCAAUUUCUGUGUGUUCUUAUUUUCAGCACAUAGAUACAAAUAUAGGACACAACAUGUUUAUGAGAUGGAGAAUGUUAAACAAGAUGUGAUAAACCAUGGAAGCUCUACAACAGUUUCUAGCUAG
Molecule: messenger RNA, 1722 nt
Organism: Vicia faba (fava bean)
Lineage: Eukaryota; Viridiplantae; Streptophyta; Magnoliopsida; Fabales; Fabaceae
Source: the annotation of a GenBank genome assembly